AUGGAGCCGCAAGAUUCUUCAAAGCCCGUCGAAACUGGGUACAUUGUUCCUGUGCCUGGUAUAGCUCCUCCUAGCACGCCAUCCGAAGAAGAGGAUCCACAGAUCGCACCCUCUCCAUCUACAGGAGGACAACAUUCCAGGCCAAUCGGUUGGUCCCUCCAGGAUGAAGAUUACGAGAGUUGGGAAGAUGAGGAAUCGGAUAAAUCGAUCGAGUCCACCGCAGAUGCCACUGAUCAAGAGAUUCCAGACGAGAAAGAGGCAGAGGCCAACGGUCAACUGCGUGCGCUGCAAUUCUGUGUUGAAGCCAACUACAAGGAAUUUCUCUUUGCUUGUGGAGGUACAGUACCAAUAAACUCUGAGCACCAGGGAGACCCAGACGCUACCGGCAAGGAGGCAGCUUCACGCCCCGAGUCAGCAUCUAGCAAGGCUUCGAGCCUGAUUUCUGUUACUCACCCACCGGUCACUCUUCGAUGGGACCCUGAGGACGUAUCUGCCCCUGCAAGCCAAUCAAAGCUUAUUCUUCCCAUCGAAGAGACAACUACAGGCAAUCUCAAACACUUGCUAGCCGAAACGAAGCCUGCAACCUUUGGUCGUGGCGGUGAAGAUGUGUAUGAUGAGAGCUACCGCAAGGCAUCGAAACUGGAGCCUCAGACUUUCUCCACAAACUUUUGCCCGUAUAGCGCUGGCAUCAUUGAAGUGAUAUCCCAACUUCUUCUUCCUGAUCCGGAGCGCACGGGGCAGAGAAUCAUUAAGGCUGAGCUGUACAAGCUUAAUGUUUAUACCGGACCCUCAGGGCACUUCCGUUCCCAUGUCGACACCCCUCGAUCUCGCUCACAGUUCGGGUCUCUUGUCGUUUGCCUGCCAGUCAAGCAUGAUGGCGGCGCUCUGGAGGUUCGGCAUAAUGAUGAAGUUAUGAAGUUUGACUGGGCAUCUACUUCCGAGCAAUCAGAACUUCAAUGGGCAGCAUUUUAUAGUGACUGCGAGCACGAGGUAUUUCCGGUUCAGUCUGGGCACCGGAUCACUCUUACGUACAAUCUCUAUGCUACUUUCAAUAGUAUCCAGCCUCUAGGGAGCUUCAGUCCUCUCAACAAUACCCAGACUCCACUUGACAGAGAGAUUGAAGCCCUAGUUGGAGAUGCGACCUUUUUACCAGAUGGAGGAUAUGUUGGUUUUCAUACUACUCACACGUACCCCCAUAACGAUUUAGAGGGUUGCCUGGAAGACACUCUAAAAGGUCUUGACAUGGUAAUUUGGAGGGGUUUCCAACGACUUGGCUGCGCGGUAUGCUUGCGACCAGUCCUGCAACCUGCCUCCUUCACCGGUCCGAAAUUGCCCUUCAAGCUUGGCCGCACAUUCGAGCUUAGAGCUAUCUCCGGGGAAGUUGAGUCCACGGAUGACUGGGAUGCAGUAGCUCAGGACGGCUGGGGCCUUGCACAGGUGUCGAUUGAGGACAUUAUCUGGCUUAAUGAACCCACGCUGGAGACAAAAAGAGCCGCGUUUGCCUACACUGUGUAUGGGAACCAAGCGUCGAGUUGCCUUGCCUACACAGUCUGUUCCAUCAUCAUUUCUGUCCCCAAGAUUAAUGAAGGUAAACGAGAUAAUCUGGAGACAACGUUUGACUUUGUUAUUGAGGAAGAGGAUUGGGAGAAGCGCUCCCCCUGGGAUUAG
This is a messenger RNA of Clonostachys solani, 1668 nucleotides long. The record is from the annotation of a GenBank genome assembly. NCBI's taxonomy places the organism in Eukaryota, Fungi, Ascomycota, Sordariomycetes, Hypocreales, Bionectriaceae.